CAUUAAAUUCUGACCAAAUCGGUUUAAUUUGUUUAUGUUGUUAGCUAAUUAAUUUAUUUUUUAAUGAUUUCCAUUGAAAUUGAGUGUGAUCUUAAAGAUUCGACUUUUUAUGUCGAUAUUGCGAUAAGUUUUCUUAGUAAACACUUCUUUUUUAACUUUGUUAUCAUCAGCCUGUAUCAACUAAAAUGAUGAAAAUCAACCUUACCAGUCAUACUAAUCAACUCAAAGUUGCUGUCGACCUUAAACAAUGAAAUUUUUCAACAAUCGAUUAAUUAAAAUAUCCAGAUCUAUUUUGCUGAUUAGGAUGGCGAAAUAACUUGAGAAAUAAUUGGUAAUGACAAUACUAAUCAACUACGAUAAGAAUGUUUUUCAAACUGUUUCGAUGACAAGAAGGUAGAAACUAUCACUGGCAGGCACAACCUUCCGAAGCGAAUUCAACUUUCACCUUACAAACCAAAUGAAUAAAAAGUCAACUCUUGUGAUGGAGAAAAUGAAGAAAGAAGUCGAUUUGAAAUUGAGGCGAUACCUUAAGAAAGAGGCUGAUCCACGAUUAUCGAUCUUUUCUAAUAAUUAAAUCUAUUAUUUUAGAUCCAGUGUCCCUGUUCAAAUUCACAUAACAAUGAAUUAUUUUGGAAUUAGUUUGUGUUUUCUAGUUUUAUUUGUCGGACAAGGUUACGCUCAAACAUGCCAUCUUCGAGAACUGGAUCUUUGUGCAGCAACGUUGCUAGUCUUUACCCAAAAUCCUUCUGGAGGAAUUGGUACCAAUGAUGCUGAACUAAAUAAGCAAUGUGGUUACCUUAAAGAAGCUGAUUCAUGUCUGCGUAAUUUCACUCGAAAAUGUACAACUCCUCUUCAACGAGAAUUAAUUAGUUUCGUUAGCGAAGGUGGAAAUCGUUUAUUAACUGAAUACUGCACACCAGGAACCCAAUUAAGACAGAGUUACCUUAAACAUGCCAGUUGUCUUAGUCAAGCCACCAAAGGACAAAAAGGCUGUGUUAAAGAUUUACAAUCAGCAUUAGAAAUUGUAACCUCCGUUGAAUGGGAUCGACGAAUCCCCGCUGGAUGUUGUGCUUAUCGCCGAUUCCAGGGUUGUACUGAGAGUCUAGUUGAAACUAAAUGUGGUAAAGAAGCUGUUGAGUUUAUUAACAUAUUACUUCGAAUGGCCGCUUCAAGAUUACCUGAUAUAAUUUGCCAAGGAUAUGGACCUCAAACCAAUGAAUGUACAUCAUUAUUACCAGCACCUGGAACUUUACCCAAAGGAGCUCGAAGUAGUAGCGUUUUAUCUCGUCUAUUUUCAGUUUACACGGGACUUUAGAGCUGAUUACCAAAAAAAUAUUAACCAUGUUCUAUGAUAAAUUAUCUCUUUUCUUGUGAUCAUAGUUUAUAAUUUUGUUUUUGUUUUUGUCAAUUUUUCAUUCUGAUUCUCAUAAUUCAAAUUUUUUUUUCUUUGUUUUUCUUCUUCACAUUUAUACUACACAAUGUUCCUCCUUAAGCUCAAUUAGUCUUCAAAUUUCAAAUUGAGAAGCAAAACAAUUUCUUUUCUAACAAAUUGAAAUUGGAAAAUUUCAAUAAAUUUUUUUUCUCGAA
This is a messenger RNA of Tetranychus urticae (two-spotted spider mite), 1587 nucleotides long. RefSeq lists its product as uncharacterized. Lineage: Eukaryota; Metazoa; Arthropoda; Arachnida; Trombidiformes; Tetranychidae. The record is from RefSeq and is a predicted model, not a curated record.